GACCAACACAAACAUGCAUACACACACGCACGCACACACACACACACACAAAAACACAAACAUGAGCAAACACACACAGGCACGCGUCAGUGUCUUCAAGUGGGUCUCGGUUGGAGGAUGACACGAUCUCCAUCUCUCCCCCCCCCCGCUGAGAUCCGUGCUGAUGUUAGUCUUUCCGUUCACCCAGAGGUCUCUCCGAUGAUGGAUGUUCCUCCCCCCUCCCGUCCCCCCCCUGAUCGCCGUCCUCCUCUCUGUUCCAGACUCCUCCCUCAGCCGGUACCACGUCCAGUGGAGCCCCGAGUUCUGCAGCCACAACGAGAGCCGGGGGCCCGAGAAGUCCGUCACGCAGGAGAACUUCAUCAACCUCCAGGACCUGCUGUUCUCCUGCAAGUACAAGGUGACGGUGCAGGUGCUGAAGCCCAAGAGACGCUCCAAGGACGAGAGCACCACCUUCCUCACCCCGUCCUGCGCCACCAUCCGCAGCAAGACCCACAAGCACGUCCCCUGUCCGGGGGAGGGAGGCCCGGCUCACCCCAAGGUUCUGGCGAAGCCCGAGAAUCUGACCGCCGCGUUCUCCAUCAGCGACGGGAACAUCACCGGCAGCUUCGUGUGGCGCGUGUCCAGGCUGGCGCCCCAUCAGCCAAUCACGGGCUUCCAGGUCACCUGGGCGGAAGUCACCACCGAGAGCCGACAGAACAGCCUCCCCAACAGCAUCAUCUCCCAGUCCCAGGUCCUUCCACCAGAUCACAGCAUGCUGGUGGUCUCCAGCCUGCGACCGGCCACCUUCUACCGGCUGGAGGUGCAGGUGAUCACCACCGGCGGCGAGGGCCCCGCCACCGUCAAGACCUUCCAGACCCCCGGCGUCCUGCCCGCCCUGCAGCACAGGCCCCGACUCCGACAGCACCACGCCCCCCACCACCAGAAGCCGUCGGUAGAGAGACACUGAUCGCCCCAGAGGAGGAAGAGGAGGAGGAGGAGGAAGGAAGAGGAGGCCGGAGCCGGCGAGGGGGGGCCCACCGCGGGCCCCGGGGCCCCCACCCUCCCCGCCCGUGUGGGGUGGGAGCCAUGUGGAUCCUGACCAACCAGAGCACCCCAGACUAUAAACCCCCGCCCCCCCCCCCCACCACCACCAUCCCCCCCCCCCCCCCCUGCAUGGGCCCUCCGUCUCCGUCAGACUCCGUCACCAACGUGGACCCACGCGGUCAAAGACCUCCCCCUGGGUGGGGUCUGUCUCUCCAAACCUACACGCAGAGUUGUUUACCACCGUCCUGACGUGGUGCGAACACGAACGCCCCCCCGGCUGAAGACCGGCCCAGACCCCCAUAGGACGUUUCCACGGCGAUCCCCCUACGGGCAGAUGAGUGACGAGAGUGAUGUCAUCGGAGGAAUACCCCAACGGCGAUGUGUUCGAUAGACGGCGUGACACUAUUUAAUGCAUUUCCUUACUUUAUAGAUAUGUAUAUAUAAAAACAUAUAUGUGUGUAUGUAUGUAUACAUAUAUAUAUAUAUAUAUAUAUAUGUAGGUGUAUGUAUGUUUAUAUACUGUAUAUAUGUAUAUGUGUGUGCAUACAUACAUAUAUAUAUAUAUACACAUAUAUAUAUGUACAUACAUACAUACAUACAUAUAUAAAUAUUCAUAUAUAUAUACACAACCCGUUAGAAGAUACAUGAACGCUAACAGAUGGACAUGCCACACAUCUGUGCAAGAAUCGUUUCUCCAGAAAAAAGCCACAACAAGUAGAAUCCAUCUAUUUAUUGACCCGUUACAGAGGCGCUUAGUCAGUCAGUCCUUCUGAUAGAUGAUGUAACAAGAGACCGCAGCCUAACCCCACAUAGUUCCUAUAGUACGCUGCAUGUAGAAGCACUAGACUGUACAUGAAUUCAUAUAGAAUGCUUGUAACGGUUUUUGCAUGAAAAACAUUUGCAUUCUCCCGGCAUGAGAAAACUAAGUGUCCGUGUUACUUACGAAUAUGAAUAUGUUAGCAAUAUUUCAUUAACAGAUUAACAAAGACAAAUAUAUGGGGAAUAUUACGUAAUGUUUAUUAAUGAAAGUAUAACUUGUGUGUGGAAAUGAGGAAUUGUAUAUGUUCUUGGCUGUAGAAAUUCUUGUGGUGAAGCAGUCAGUGAAUGUCUAUAUUUAUUUAUAUGUGUAUUACAGUUGGCUUUGGAGCGGCCUGAAUGUGUAUGUUGUGUUUGUUUUUUUUCGUGUUUAGUCUAGAAUUUUUGAACCAGCAAACAUCUUGUAAAGACAUUUUGUAAAAAUGGAAUUGUAAAUACAAUCUUAUGUUACAUGUUAUUUUUCCAUGGUAGAAACUGUACAAACUGCUAAGUAAUAAAAUAAUCCUUAACCUAC
This is a messenger RNA of Gadus macrocephalus (Pacific cod), 2353 nucleotides long. RefSeq names its product anosmin-1 (gene anos1). Gene Ontology annotation, biological process: neuron differentiation. Lineage: Eukaryota; Metazoa; Chordata; Actinopteri; Gadiformes; Gadidae. The transcript has 5 exons. Gene Ontology annotation, molecular function: protein binding. The coding region runs from base 206 to 946 and encodes 246 amino acids. The record is from RefSeq and is a predicted model, not a curated record. Gene Ontology annotation, cellular component: cell surface.